CAGUCGGAUGCUAGAUGUGGCAGGAGUCGGUUCGUUAUAUUCGGUUCAACUCGGCCCUAAUCGGCUUUCGUCGGGUUACUCGUGCUUUUCACAUACACUCGCAUAUUCGUUGCAUCGCGACGGAUGCUCGAAUACUGUUCGUUGCCACUGGGAAUGUUUUCGUGUAAUUUAGCACGAAAAACAUUUGAAUAAUCGGACACGCGACUAACGCGUUUCGAGCCGUGUGGAUAACAGCGAAAAAGAGCAAAAGAGUAAGUGACAGGUCGUUGCACUUGCUCCAUCCAAUCAGUGUCGUCGCUUCGUUGAAUUUCCGUGCGUGAUUUGUGUUUACUGGCCGCGCCUGAAUACCGUUACUUGUGACACUAGCAGACUGUGCGAAAUUUCGUGACUUCUGUCUCUCGCGUUUUUCAUCUCUGCGAUCGAUCUUCGCUUGUCGUGCCCCGUCAACAUCAAACGCUGUAAUUUCCUUCGAGAUUUUCAAAGUAUAUCGUGGCGGAGACGCGUCCAAAGUAUCAAACAUAUUUGUAAUAAGCCGAGGAACGGUACAGAGUGAUCGUGACAAGAACGCUGCACGAGAGCACGUAGAGCGACCUGUUGUGUCGGGAUAGUCGACAGGAAGACACGUAGAAUUUAGUGCCUGUCGGGACUCGUUGAACGACGCUAACCAGAACGGUGAACAAGUUACGACGCGUCUGGGAAAGUUGAACAUCAAACUCGACAUACUCUACAGUCUAUAGAGCUCCUAAAGUCCUACAAUUUAAACGUCGAAUUUUUCGCGGCGUAACAGCCGAGAGGCAAGUAAAAGGGAGGACAGGUCGCAGAAAAAUUCCAGCGAUAAUGCGUACAGUGAGCGAAGCAAUGAAACAUCGCGCGAUCAGCUGACUAGCCGAACUGUUUGGCGGUCGUCAGAACUCGGCCGGUAACGAGAAUCGGCAGAAAACCGGCAAGAACCCUAAAAAUCGACAGCAACCUAGAUUGCCUACUUGUGCGGUUAUGACGUUUGGAACGCCGUUUCACACCGAGAAGUCGCAGUUCGUUGGCGAUAACCCUGUUCGGCCCAGCACCAUGGCGGCUGAGGAGGGUGCGCUGAGUGGCGGACUUGGGGCGAAAUUAAAAUGUCCAACCCCUAUAUCACGCUUGAGGGUGGAGAAGAUCGAGGGUGGUCUCAUGGUAGCUGGGGUUGUAAUAGCUGCGAACUGCCAGAUUGCUCUUCCGGCAUUCGGCUUUCUCUUCAUGCUCGUCGGCGCUGUGCUCACUGCUGCGUCGUAUCGCGGUCCCGGCCAGGAUGAAGACAAGGACUCGUACGCGGCUAGAAUCGCGUUCACAGGCAACUCGCGGAUUUUGGGACCGAUCUGCAUAGUCGUGGGCGCCCUUAUGCUCGCCCUCGGCGUGCUGCUUUGCACGCUGACUAGAAGGGCGCGAAGAAGAGAGCGCAGGGUUGGCUUCCAUUGCCCUCUCCACGGCGAUUUUUAUCCUCUGAGUCCUGUUCAGGGCGCCAAGAUGUUUGGCUUGUCGGGCAACGAUGUUAGCGGUUGGUCGAAAAUCCCCUGCCUGAAGGGACGUUCCUCCAGCAAAGGUGGAAACGCAUCUUCCGGUGCACAUGGCGGUCCGCCACAAUGUCCACAUUCUGUGUUAAGCAGCACUCGUAGUUCAGUCAGCAGUUCGCCAUUGAGCCCAUGCCCAACACCUAUGCCAUUUUUGGUCACCUCGGGCUCGGUUAGCGGAAUACAAGGCUGCCAACAUAUAAAAGAUCUUUUAUUAACCGAUACAACCAAUAGCGGGAUGGUGCAAAGUGUUGGUGCCAAUUUAUCUCCGGACCAAACAUUCGGAUCGAUUCGAUCGCUGUCGGUGACGAGGGAAGUCGCCAGUUUUCCUCUAUCAAGAACGCCUACGCCACCUCCGCAACGCAGAACGGCCACGCUGACGAGCGCAGAGGAUCUAGCGAGUGUAGGAAGCCCACUGAGAGAAGCUUCGCCGCGGCCGGAAGUGCGAGUGGUCGCUCCAUCGCAUCGACCGCCGCCUGCCCUCGCCACGGUCAACAACACGAACAACGCCAGUAACGGAUCUGCGAAUCGCAAAUCGGUCAGCAUACUGCUGCCCGAGCAGUCGAGUGGAUGACCCGAGCAGCAGCACGGCUUUGUGCAUCGUUGCGACAAGGAGCCGCCAUCGAUUUAGGAAUCCAGCAAAAGAAAAGCGGCCGCUACGGCAACGAAGAGAAAGGCGGAAGCAACGAUGACGAGGCUCGAUUGCGCGACGAACACCCGACAUCCGAGAUUUGUCGGACGAUCGUGGUGCUCGAGUUUCGAAAGCGGCAAGCAUCGGUCACGGCGUGGUUCCCGCUUCCAGCCAGAUCUGGCUGCCACGCCGUGACGAUGAUCGCGCGCAAUUACCACGGCCAUUCGUUCUUGGCAGUCAGAUCUCUGUCGCGAGCAAGGGGUUCGGCGAUAUCAGACUCCGCGGCUGUGUGAAUUAAAACGGAGUAGACGGCCGGACGAACUAAGUUAAUUCGCGUUAUUGACAAACGUUCGAUCAUCGGCAUCGCCCCGCCAGCCCAAAUUGCUGGAUAAUUCACGCUGCCGGCGUGAUAGCCGAGACAACGACAAUUUGUCCAACCGUAGUCGCUUUCAAACUGCUACUAGUUCGUUCGUUUUAUGUCUUGUAAAUCGGCCCGUCUUCCUUCUUUUUCUUUCUUCUCCCUUUCGUUUCUUUCGGUUCGAGCCAGCACAGCGCUGCUAUUUCUGUCUCAUCGUGAAGACCACGCGAGGAAACAUGAUGAGUCGAUUCGAACAGCGCUUGUAAGUGGCAAAGAUUCGAGAAUCUUGACUUUCUAGAGGAAUACGUUGCGCGGACUAAUGAAAACACUGCAGUGUGCAGUUUAAGCGCAAAUUGAUUCAUUGUUUCUUGGUGUAUGCCAGUUAUUCAAUCGAUGAGAUUGAGUUUGCUUUAUAACUGAGAGGAGAAACACGUAAAAUUUCGAUUAAAUUGGUGCAUAAAGUUUCUUUUCCUCUUUGAAAAACUUGUGUCUUGCCACUCGCAAUGUCUUCUACAAGCGCUCUUCGAUUUUUCUUACUUUCCUGUUACGUUGCUUGACCAUACGAAACAGUUGAAAAACAGGUAGCCUGUGAGAUUCGAAGAUGCAAGUCUUCCGAAGAUAGGAAACAAAUCUUAGUUUGACUUGUUUGAUAGCAGUCUGCGUAACCGAGGUUAUUUUUUAAAUGCUCAGGAAGAUAAGAAAAAGUCGUAUUUAAUUCUAAAAUCAAAUAUGAAACUGAUGGACAACCUAUUGAAUUAAAAAUUUCUCUUCUAUAACAGACUUAUCAUGUUUCUCACCUGUGGCCUUACGCGUAUACGUGCUACGAAGGAGAAGCGUAUCGAAUUGCGAGGAUUCUUAUCAAAAUCAGACCCACAAGACGCGUCUACCUUCUUUGAAAAAGCGAGACGAUUAACAAUUUGCGGAGGCGUAACGCGUUAAAUGCUACGUCGUUGCCAACAUCUCUGUAGCUAGAACGCUUUGUAGCGUCGUGUCUCUUGGCGAGACGUAAUUUGUUAACAUCGCGUGAUUGGACACCGUAUAAAUUUAAGAAACACGAUCAUGUCAUACAAGAUACUAACGCGGACCUCUUUGCCUCUUGUUCCCUUGGAAAAGUAAUUUUUUCUUCGAGUUACCUCGCUGGCUCUUCGAAUGUGGAAGGUAGACGAAUAGAUGGGACAAACAAGAAUUUCCGACUACUCGACAGCGCGACACGCAAAAGUCAGAUUCCCUGUAUUUAGAGUAAUCUGCGUUCAUCGAUCGUCCAAGUUUAAAUCUUUCACAGUGUAAGAACACGACAAGGAAUCCCAAAUUUCAAACCUAGACAGCUUUUUCAUUAGAUAAUUAACGAUAAGCAAAGCGCGUGUUCGGCUUCUGGCCGAUGUUAAUAACGCGUUCCGAGGAUUUUUCAUUUUUACGCUUUUACAGCGAAGCUUUUUGAACUAAAGAUUUUACCAAAAAAAAAAAAACGAUCGCACUUAAAGAUUUGUAAAUUUAUUUACGUAGCGUACUUUAUCAAUGCAAACGAUACGACAAGCAAUUUUCACAUUUCUGUCUUCGAUAUCGUCGAAGUACACAGAGUUAAGAUACGAAACUGUAUCUCGUAUGUAUCUCGAAAACUGUAUCUGCCAGCACGUUUACAUUGUGAAAGGGUUAAGCUGGCCCUAUCGAUCGAAAGAAACUCGCGCGAUAUUUCGAAAGAUUCCUCUCUCGGAAGACUCUCGUUUCAAGCCAAGCGAGAAACCGAGUCGGCCAUUCUCUGCGCGAAAGUCUGCGGAAGCUUCGAAACGGCGGUCUUCAAGAACAGGAAUUGAGAUCGCGGCCGAAUGGAUAGGAUUUCGUCGAGAUCGAUCGCCUGUCGUUAGCCGAGACGAAAUGCAAAAGAUCGACGCGUUGAUCCUUCGGCUGCGUGUUCGCUGAAGCAACGACGAGGACCUGUCGAUCUAUGUUUGUGGAAGAUGUGGCGCUCGUUGUCCAAUGUCUCUGACAGUAACGAAAGUUGCUGCUUGUUGCCCAUUUCCAAUCGCGGCGGUAAAGAUCAAAUGAAAAAUAAGAAACGCGUAGCGACGAAAGCGAACAUUUCUUUGGUAUGGACAACGUGAUUCUACCAGUUGACGUUCAUUGGCGAUUACUUGGAACACGCAGCAACAACAGGCAACGGGAGGUUCCUCGUUGUGUCGCUUAGGCGAAGACGCGGCUUUUGGCUUUGGACUUCAGCGUACAAGGCAUAAACCUUGCUUUCGUUCUAUUUGUAAUUUUUAACGAACAAUUGCACGAUGUUGCGCAACGCUGUACGUAGAAUCGCUUCGGAUAUCCCUCGCUUUCCUCGUUGAAUUUCACGGCGAUGAUUCGGAUAAUCGGCUGAUCCGAUCAGUGCGAAACCUUUGAUUUGUAAUCGCUUGUAACGCUUCUCGAAGACGACGGCGAAUAAGAAUUCAACCGUGUAGUUUAAGUUUCUAAAGCCAGUAUUAAUGGAUCGUUGGUAAAUUUCCACGUCGCUACGAAGACGAAGAAUCGAGCAGUUUAAUUGUUCAAGCUCACUGACAAUCUACCGGACGAGUAUCUGAAUCAGUUUGUUUUCGUGUUCGAUUGCACGCCGAGAUAAGAAUACGGGAAACUGGGAUAUGUUUGCAGAAAGAUCGCAAAAUUGUCGAGAAGCCAGACACAAUGUCGAAACGAAUUACUCUUCUGUUCGAGUCGAACGAUUUUAACACUAGAAUUCCCAGAGUGGCGAAAAUGACCAAUUUACGAUCCUUUAGAAAUAAUUCUGUAGAUUGGCGAAGCAGUUUUAGAAUUUCCAGUGAUUCUUUGUAAAAUAUAUGGACAAAGUGGCCUUUUGCCUCCAAUUAUAUAGAAUUUUCUAUAUCUGUUACUUUCGCUCCUUUGGUACAGGUUUCAUAUUUGAUCGUGGGUUGUUCUAGUGUUAAAGAAUUCGAAGUACGAUGGACGUGAUACUGUCGAAUGUACUCGACGUUUCCCCAUCAGAACUUUAGAUACGACAAUCAAUGGACCCCGAGGAAUUAUUCGCAACGAAUUGAUCCGUUCUUCGUUGCGGCCACUAGACUGGCCAUGUGCUUUCGAAAAAGAGCGGCGGGAAAGUUGCGCGAGAUUAGGGAAAGAAAGAGAUUUCGAGAAAUCGAAGGAAAUCCAUGCUUAUACAUUCGCAAAGAAACAUCGACUGCUAUUCGACUGUAUGUAAACUUAUAAAUGUCAUUCCACUGUUGCUGCAGCAAGUUGUGUCGAAGAUGAGAAAUCGAUUUUACACGGUGCAUUCGUGAUUUACUUAGAAUAGUUGAAUGUUUCACGACGAUAGAAGAACAUUGUUCCCCGUUUGUUUCAGCAUCGGUACAAUAAACCUUCUUACGCGUGUAAGAAUAAUAAUCGAGUCGUUGCGCCGAUAUGACUCGCGCGUCAUCGUCGAACAUGCGUCUACGAAAAAGCAUGACGCGAACGAAACGUGCUCAGAAAUUAGAUUAAAAGGCAGUUUUCUCCGAUGAAAAAAAAGCAAAGGAGGGGAAAAGAAGAAUGAACAUCAGCAAAGGUCUAUAAAGAUAGUCGAACAAUGGAGAAAGAACGUUUCAAACUCUUUUGUUUGUCACAUUUUAGAUAAAUUAACGAAUUUCACCAUCUUGAUAAGAUCUAGCGCUAUCUUUGCCCACGAUAAUACACCACACAUACACACACACAUACAAAUAACGCUUAGGUGAAAUUAAUCGAGAAAAAGAGACUCCUAGGAUUCGUUGAAAAAUCCUUUCGAUGGUGCUUCGUGGAUUAGUGCUUUGAUGAAAGAUUAAAUCGAGGACACUUGGUUGGAUGACUACUUCGAGUAGGAAAUUAUCGUGGGCCCUAAUUACACGUAUAGUCUUUAAGAUUCUAGACUUAAGAUAACGCAUACGAGUCACUCACGAUUCGCCUGUCUGCUUGGUGGCCGCGAUCAGCCGCGAGCUGCUAAGAAAUUAGCUCGACCGAUCGCCUAAGUUUUAGCUUCGUUCGCAUCGCCAGACCAGCAGCACGUUCUCUCGAUUCGCCGAAACUUACGAUCGGAACCAUCGUUCGACUCGAUAUUCGGCUUUUGAUCGCCAAAGGACAAUUGGAACCGCGACCGAGCAGACACCAGCAGAUUUUAAAUAAGACUCUAGUCCUGUAAAUACGUAGCUAGACGAAACGUGAAACGAGAAAACGAUCGGCGGAACUGUUGGCCUGAGAACAUAAUCUUGAGACACGAAGUGUAAAAUGUUUGUGGUUCGCAUGGAGAUUAAGCCGUCACUUUGUAUCUUGAAUUUUGCAAAACAAGCUAUUCCAUUCCGACGAUUGAUCGCAACCGUUUCGUCGAAUGACGAGGUUCGUAAGCGAGGAAGGCAAUUUCGAAGACCGAAAUUUCGCUCGAUCAACCAAACGAAAUAUAAAUAUAAACUGGAAAAAUCAUAAUUUGAAAAUGCUUGCAACUGCAGAGGAGCGCGUAAUAUUUAAAAUCUAAAAUCGACUUCCUGCAGUAAAAUCUGUAAUUUCGUAUUUUCUAAUAUAAUUUCAUUAUUUUUGUCGGGUCCCACUUUGUGCGAGCAUGUACGUCAUCUACUGAUUCUUCUAAUUCAACUACGUUAGUUACUACGUGCAAGUGAAUUAAGUUUAUCGACUCUGCAACCGCGGGCGAUUUUCCGAAUUUCCCUUACAGAACCGCGAACGAAUUUUCCGUCUAUGCUGUAUUUUAGUCCAUAUCUUCUCUAGUUUAUCGUAUGAAAAUUUUCAGUAGCAUACAAAAAUAAUGUCUUUUGCUUUUUCUUCCAUUCUGCGUAUCAAAGAUCCCGCCACGAGAUCUAAAUGCCCCGAACGAGAGUUUAUCUCCUGCACCAGAAGCGUUAUUCCAUAAAAUACGACAUAAUAAUCUAAUUCUUAAAGACACAGUCGAUGAGAUGUAACGACCCGUACGUUCAAAUACGAAACACGAUUGAACCCAGGAGAAGUAUCGUUUAGCAUUGCUCGGAUGUUGCACAAACUCGAAGCAAAACGAUGAUCGCGCAAAUGAGCGAAACACGUGGAGCGCGAUUUCCACGUGGCCCGCGGUUGGACGGUCGAACACACUCGUAAACAGAUACAUUUUCCACCAAAAAUAUAUCUCCAUGCUGUCGUACAUAUAUCGUUGCUCAAGAACAAAAGAAAAAAAAAGAAAGAAAGAAAAAACAAGCUGAAACAUUCGAAUGGGCCGAGAAGAUCAGAGCUGUUUUACCAACUGCAUUUAAUCCCGCGCGAUCGUGCAGAAUCCGGCCGCUAGCCGCAAACAUGUUACGGAAGAGGAAGAAUACUGGUUUCUGAUAUAUCCGACAAUAUAUUUACAUUAAUCGUAACGGUCUAGUACACGUUCUCGUAUGUAGCUCGCUGUAUGGCGAUUGUUCAUGCACCCUUAGGGAAGAUUGGCGAGAGGAAGAGACGAUCGUGCGCAAAGUGGCGCAAAGCGGAGACGAUUUGGCGCGAAGGAGCCGCGUACCAAACGGAUGAUAUCGGUGAUCGACCUAAAAUUGAUCUGCGAGCGGAUAGGAAGAGACGAACGAGAGAAAGAAGGAAUGGAAGAGAGAAAGGAAAGAGGUCGAGGUUCAUCGUGUUACAUUCAGCGAGGCAAGCGCGCUUGCUCGUGCGAAAUAGCGUGUGCCAAAAGAUGCGUCGAAUUCUUGUUUAGCGAUACGCGAAGCUCGCGAGACGUUCUCGGUCUCCGGUGCGCUUUCGAUCAUCCAACGACACGAAUUGCGACGGAAAUGAUGAUGAACAAUGUGAUUCGAAAGAACGGAAGAGAACACCUUGUUGCUAAUUAUUUAAGAAUUAUUCCUCGUCGAAGAUAUGUUACACACACACACACACACAUACACACACAUGUAUAGACGCGUGGCGUAUUUGGAAACGCGCGACACGGCCAUCCUCGUUAUCAUCGAAUCGAAGAAGCUUCGCUGAUGAAACGUAUGCUCAAUACGCGAAUCGAAUCGAUGCAUUCCUUUCUUCCGGGGCCGAGACGAAGCAUACGGCGCGCGCUCGUGAAACGGAAGAUCACGACGCGCCUUCACGCGUCUACCUAACGUAACUUAGGCGAAUGGAUUUCGUUCUUUGCGGAUUUAAAAGAACUAAACGACGAGACGAGACGUUCUCAUUGCCCCCGCCCCCUUUUUUUUUGUUUUUGUUUCUAGAGAGAGAGAGAGAGAGAGAGAGAAAGCGAAAGAGAGUGUGUGUGAGAGAGAGAGAGAGAGAAAAGAAAAAUAAAAAAAGAAAGAAAAAGAAAUAUUGUGAUAGAAAAAAAAGCGUAGCAACUUAAGGCGUUAUUAGUUAUGAUUUUAAGCGAUUAAUUAAAUUACCAUUUAAGGACGCGAAGAGAGCGAAACAACGCAGGAAACAUCGGCCAAAAACAUCGGCGAUCCGCGUGAGGAUCGCGAUCGAUAAGCUGGACGCUCUUAUCGCGCCUCCAGAUGUCCGUGGCAGCGAUCACCCAAUCUGAACUUGUUAACGAUCCUAUAUUAGUCGCAUGCAGGCGAUAUUCGCGCAACGCUAAUUAUUAACUGCGAUCUCUGUUCAAAUAUCGGUUUUAUAGCUGUCGAUGAAAGAGGCUGAUUAAACGAUACGAUGGAAUUACAUAUACAAUGUACGUAUUCAUAUAUACGGUAGAUGUACGAUUAUACUUUACAUGUAACGCCGGUGGAAACUGUCCCUUUUAACCCGACCCCAAACCCAGUUUUCCGCAUGCGUCAUUCCGAUUGUUCUUCGUGCAAGCCGUUUCUUCUAUUCUUUUUCUUUCGAAAUUCAGCGCGACCGCGAUGUUACUUCAAUCCCGAUCGUCCAAUGUUUCAAGCGACUGGUGGACAAAGCGAUUUCAAAAGAUCUGUCCGUCGUUCGGCGUCAGCUUCCCAAGCUCCGUGAAACAGCAAGGUGAAAUCUCCUAACUUCAAGAUCGAGGAGCGCUCGUAGAAAACACCGUAGGUAGCAGAACAGUGCAAGAAUUUUAAUUUCUUAUUCGAACGUGUUCUACAUUCCGAUGAAGACACUGCGGUAUGACAUUUGAAUGCAAUUUCGCGCUCUAAAUGGUCAUCGGCGGUGCUGGAACGCUACAGAGGGAAAUGUCAAUGCCGAUGGACGUCAGUUAAUUGUUUUUCAGCUUCUGCCUGUGGCAUUCAGCUUUCUUCGCACCGAAGAGGCUUUUUUUUGCAAAUACGUUUUCCUUUUUCAUAAAUUUGCAUAAAUUAAAAUUGCAUUUUUGAUAAAUUACACCGAUGCAUAGCUUCUGUUCGUUUUCCAAAAUACUCGUCUCAGCUUCGCUCAUGGUAUUUUUUACGGACACUCUUCGAUCAAUUGGAAGUGAAAUCGCGUGACGUUUGUUACGGUGGGAGGUUGUCAAACAUUUUGAAGAACGUUUUACAAUUUCAACGCUGUUACGCCUUUUCAGAGUGGCUUUUCCACUCCACUCGAUCAUCCUAUAGUUAACGUAUUUCCUAGCUUUAAGGAAGAUAUUAGAAAAUUAUCGUUAACGUGUGUAAUUUCCCGUUUUAGUGCUACGUGAAAGGUUUUCUUAAAACGUUCGAAGCGAACUUGCUACGCGAGAGUUCGUUCAGAAACUUUUCACUUUUUUAUUCGUCAACGUGGAUCCGUUCGAAGUGUUCAAGCUUCGAAACCGAGGUCUUCGAUGAAUUUUAAUUAGGAUAAAAAGUAACUCGAGAUACGAGCGGUAGCCUAAUGAGACGAGUAAGAUUUCACGAGAAUUAUAAUUGCAAAAUAUAUUUAUAUGGACAGAUGAAUAAACUGUUCGUUAAUAGCGUGACAAAAUGAAACUUCAACUUAUUAAUUGGGGGCUACAGAUGGUUAAAAAAUGUUGUAUCGUACGUUCAAAGUGUCCCAUUGUACAUUUAUCGACGAUAUUCUAUUCCGUACUUGUUAGAAAAUAUCGUGAAGUUCUAGGAAUCUCGAUCGUCGUUGUAAUUUCAAGAUAUUCGAGGUGAACGAGUUCGAGCAAAGAGAUCGUGGUAUUCGUAAAAGUAAUUUCUUAAUAGCCUUUCCUCGUAAUUUAUCGCGGGAGCAUUGACCAAUAAUCAGUUCGGAGAAAUUACGUCUCUAAUGACUUCAAUUAUGGCCAUUUAUCAGACAUAUGCAAUCUUUCGCGUUCGCCACUUAAACAAGAAUAUCAAAGGAACGUUUGACUUGAGAAUGUCGGGAAAUUUAUUUGAUUUCGAAUUCGCUAGCGGUCAUUUCCAAUUAGAAUCUUCGUUCUUCCGCGAUGUUAACGGGCAAACGUCGUUUUCUGAAUCGUUAACAACACUAUGAAAAUUUUACACGUGGAUCGGUGUCGAUAGAUAAUUGGCUGAAAUAAUAUUUCGUUUAAACUAACUACCGGUUACACUACGAAAACAAGCGACUGUCUCAAAUGAUUGCAAAGGCAAUUUAUCUUGAUAGUUCCCUAAGAAGUAUACAGAUAUCAUACAAUUUUUUACACAUUCUAUUCCAAUAAGCGGAUAAAAAUAAAAAAGAUCAUCGAAUAUUUUAGAAGACCUAGACUAAGAACAUCAAAGUACCAAAAAAAAAAAAAAGAAAAAAAGGAAACAACACAAAGCAAACACAGUCAAAGUGAUCGUAUCCGAGGACCUAUCGUUGUAUCAGUCUGCCCAUUCGUGGCACACGAUACUAAGCAGAAAUUUCGAAAUGGCGAACGACGCGUUGUCAUCGUUCCAAAAAAAAAAAAAAAAAGAAAUAGUCCAAGAUAAAUAUUAAACGGGUAACAAAACACAAUGAAAAUAACCAACGCUAAAUUAUUCGUAAAGAAGGUGCUGCCGAAAAAUGCUUGCGUAUCGAGUAUACAUGUAUAGUUUGCGAAUCGAUCUUUUGAAAUCUAUUUGUAUGGAAAUCAGUAGUGGCGAUUUUCGUGGCCAGAGUCGAUCGAUCGUUGUCGAGGAACCGAGGACUUCCGUUUGGAUCGAAGGUACGACGAAACGAUCCCCCAUAACGUUCUCCACAAAUCCACCCCCGUUUCUAGUGUACGUAAAUAAUGUUACAACGGCCGUACGUAGACUCUCUCUCGACGAUCGCGUAAUCAAUAACCGAUAUAGAGAGCGCUAUAACGAUUUUUUAUAUCGACAGCGGUUACUACUGUUUUCCACGGUUCUUUUUUAUACCAAGUAGAUGGAAGUAGCGGUGUAAUACGAUACGGCCUACUUUUCCACGAGCGUACAGUUGCUAAGGUGAACUGAGCAUCGCGAAAAAGGGAUACCUUUCUGAUUGUGAAUUCGGUCGUAAACGGAGGCAUCUCCAACCGGGGCACCUCUAUUUCCUCUUCCUUUUAUCAAUCGUCAAUCCUCGACUACGGACCAUCCACCUGCCAUCCGAAUCUGAAUUUUCUCUUUCGUUAUCGCGAUCCGCAGCGCAGACUUUUAGAAUCUCGUUUGAUAAUGUGAUCUAUAAUUUGAGCUACGUUCGAUCGUAGAAAUAUUGACAAAUUUACAUAUAAAGCAAUUACACAUGUACUAGGUUCGUUUUUAUAUUUAAAUUUGAUAAUUAAAUAAGUAACAUUGCCGAAUAAUCUACAUUUUGUGCUUGAGGUUUGUUUGCGAAAAGCGCGGACGAGGUUUGUAGUCGAUGAUCGAUGAUUGAUCGAUCCAGCGAACGUUUUGUAAAUCCAAGACGCAUGAUCUUACGUUAUAAUUCUCCCUAAAUGUAUGGAUCAGUUAUGAAAGUCCACCUAGCCUAGUUUGUACGCCUGUUGCAAUUAUUAUUAUUAUUCUUAUACUUAUUAUUAUUAUAUGAUUAUCGUUAACGUUAAUAAUCAGUGUCGUUCUACUGCUAUUAUUCUUAUCAUUACGUUUAAUUACUUCUAUUGCUACGAUUAUUGUUACUCGUCGUUAUUACCACUGUCAUCGCCACGAUCGAAUUAAAAGGAAAAAAUAAAUAAAUAAAUAAAUAAAUAAAAGUAAAAAAUAGUAUGCCCUAUACUCGGUAUCUGUGUCGAAAAGACCUAUGCAUAUAUUAAUGGUUAUCGCUAUAUAUGACUAAAAGCUCCAGUACAGUAAGGAACAUAAACAGUACACUCCUCCCUCGCCCCUCCCCCACAUUGAUAAUAAAGAAAAUUGACGUCGUUCGAUGAAUCCAUAGUAAAACGAGUAAAAUAGGCGUCCACGGCAAUUUGAUCGUUCGAAUAUCGUGAAAAACAUUUGAACAAAAAAAAAAAAAAAAGGAAAAAAGAAGAGAAAAGGGAAAACAGAAAGAAGAGAACAUCCGACGAAUUCUUUACACCUUGGCUCGACGACGAAUCGUCGUUUAUCGAGUCUCUCGCGUAAUACUAUGGACGACGUCGUUCUCACAGAAAUUUUGUACGUAUAUUAUAGCCUCCACUUUCGUUUUCAAUGAGAAAUAAAGAAGAAAUAAAUGAAUAAAACGAAACACCGAUGCGAGUAUGUACUUGAGAAAACUUGAGAGACAGAGAAACAGAGCGAGAGAGCGAGAGUGUGAGAAAGCGAACGAGCGAAGAGAACAGACACGAUAAUCGAUUCUUGCGAGACUCAUUAAAGCAUAGAGAACGUGUAUACUGCACGUUCGGAUGUGCGAUGGUGAGGAAGAUCGAUGAGAAGCAUUGUAUUCAUCCCCGACACACAACUAUUUAUUUGUACAUUAUUUUACCGAAUAAACGUGCAUCUUUUGCAUCCUUAAAUUAA
Molecule: messenger RNA, 13197 nt
Organism: Bombus terrestris (buff-tailed bumblebee)
Lineage: Eukaryota; Metazoa; Arthropoda; Insecta; Hymenoptera; Apidae
Exons: 7
Coding region: 994-2118 (374 amino acids)
Source: RefSeq, a predicted model, not a curated record